Molecule: messenger RNA, 772 nt
Organism: Cokeromyces recurvatus
Lineage: Eukaryota; Fungi; Mucoromycota; Mucoromycetes; Mucorales; Mucoraceae
Product: putative ERD2-ER lumen protein-retaining receptor
Exons: 5
Coding region: 52-702 (216 amino acids)
Biological process (GO): endoplasmic reticulum to Golgi vesicle-mediated transport; protein retention in ER lumen
Cellular component (GO): cis-Golgi network; membrane; endoplasmic reticulum
Molecular function (GO): ER lumen protein retrieval receptor activity
Source: RefSeq, a predicted model, not a curated record
AUUUUUACGUGUAAAACAUCUUAUUUAGAUUUUAUAUUAUAACCUUUGCAAAUGAAUAUAUUUCGAUUGGCUGCUGAUUUAACUCAUUUAGCUUCUAUCUUUAUUUUACUUCAUAAAAUUAAACAAAGCCGUUCUUGCGUCGGCAUUUCACUUAAAUCACAAAUUUUACUCUGUGUUGUAUUCUUGACGCGAUAUGUUGAUGUUUUUUAUCAUUUCUAUUCUGUUUAUAACACUAGUAUGAAGAUUUUCUUCAUUGCAUCUUCCAUCUAUGUAAUCUAUUUGAUGAAAGUCAAAUUUAAAGCAACUUAUGAUCCCAAUCUCGAUACUUUCCGUAUGGAGUAUUUGAUUUUAUUUGCUGGUGUUUUAUCUGUUCUCCUUUGUUAUGAAUAUAGUGUUGUAGAAAUUCUUUGGUCAUUCUCCAUCUGGUUAGAAUCAGUAGCUAUUUUACCACAAUUAUUUAUGUUGCAACGUACAGGUGAAGCAGAGACGAUCACAACACAUUAUAUUUUUGCUUUAGGGGCUUAUCGUACACUUUAUUUGUUUAAUUGGAUUUAUCGUUAUUAUUUUGAAGCUAAUUAUACCGUGGAUUGGAUUGCUUCUUUGGCCGGGUUACUACAAACUGCGUUAUAUAGUGAUUUCUUUUACAUUUAUUAUGUCAAGGUUGUCAAGGGACAAAAGUUUGAAUUACCGAAGGUCGCUUAAUAAAUUCCCUUUACAAUAAAGAUAGUUCGGCAUAAUCGUUUACAAAAAAAAAAAAAAAAAAAAAAAAAAA